Messenger RNA from Kalmanozyma brasiliensis GHG001, 1605 nucleotides. RefSeq lists its product as uncharacterized. NCBI's taxonomy places the organism in Eukaryota, Fungi, Basidiomycota, Ustilaginomycetes, Ustilaginales. The record is from RefSeq and is a predicted model, not a curated record. The coding region runs from base 1 to 1605 and encodes 534 amino acids. The transcript has a single exon.
AUGGCCUAUCGCGACGCUCGUGCCUGGCGUCGCGUCGCUCUUGACUUUGCCAAGAUCAACGCCAUGGCCGCCAGUCGCGUCCAGAACCUCGUCGCCGCAUCGCUCCGAGAGGGUAAAGCUGGCGGUGAGAUUGGUCGCCAAAUCGAACGCGAGCUCGAAGAAGCCACACGAGCGGUUGCACAGAGACGCAACUUCAUCCAGGAGCAAGACCGCAAGGAUGCCGAGGCGGCUGCUUCUGGCAGCUCGCAGCGUUCGUUCGGAGACGCUUGGGCCGAUGUGCUCGAUCCGUUUCAUGGCACAGGCUUCUUCUUCGGAUCUCGAGAGGGGCGUCGCGGCUCCGACCUGGGCGAAUACGGCCGCUGGAAGCCGUCCAAGGUCACUCGUCACGAUGACAUAUCGUCCGCUUCCACCGAUGGACUAGCUUUCAAGGCUUCAGAGCCCUGGUCGCGCUGCAAGGCAUCUGACUCGGCUCCAAACACUCGAACUGCUCAGCUCAAAUGGCAGCGUGUGGUGGGCCCCUCUUGCGCUGCUCCUCCCGGCACGGUUACGGGGACUGCUGUUGGCAAAAGCGCGACGGCAGCUUCAUCCGCAAAGGACGCCGAUGCACAGACCGAAGCUCGCGAGGAUUGGAUCGGCGAUGUUGACCUCGCCAUUCGCGAGCGCGAUCGCAAGUCGUCGCUUUCUGCGGGCGCUUCCGAUCAGGCUGCUGUCGACGCAUUCUCACGCCUCGAGUCCGAAGUGGCUAUCGACGCCGAGCAGAGCGUCUUGACGGAGCACAAGACAGGAUACAAGACUGUCAGAGACAACGAAGAAGAUCAUCUCCUCCCCGUCUCGGACCUGUACAUUGCCACCAAUGGCCAGAUUCGAGAAACGCCUGAGGAGCCUAUCAAGCGCAGCAUGGCUAUCUCAAAGCUGAAGAGGACCAGAAUUGGUUCCAUGCCCACAAAGAAGCUGGCGACGGAUGCCGACAAGUACUCGUACCCGAUCUCGGACGAGUUCAAGGAUCUGCACGAUAUCUUUAUCGCUGCUUGGGACGACAACUUUGCCGGUCUGUCGACCGGAGCAGCUACCGAGACCUGCCCUACUCUUAAGUCGGACGACCCCACGCAGGGCGGCAAAGCCAAGCCGAACCGCGCUCUAUUCGAGCAGCUGCGCUCGCAAAGGGCACAGAAAGGCAAUGUCAAAGCUGACGCCAAGUCGAGCUCAGAGGCAGACGAGAUUGAGUUCAUGGCUGAGCUCAUGUUCCCGUCUGCUGCGCCUAAGGAGUCGACUGCAUCAAACAAGCCCAAUCUCGUCGAGACAGCCCCUACGCCCGUCUUCGAGAAGCAUGAGCCGGCUAAGCACUUGGACGAGAUGGAGGCCGAGUUGGCGAGCUUCAAGUUAAAAGCCAACGACCUGUCGGAGCGCCUCGAGACGAUGCGAGAAAUGUGCCACGACCUGACGGACGAGGCGUGGAGGCGCGAGAAGACGCAUCGCAUUCAAGUGGAGCAGCUGGAUCACAAAAUUGGUCUCUUCACCGUGUGGGCUGAGGAGGUGCAGCGAAGGCUGGGCCUCGAGACGCCGCCUUUCUUUGCUUCGCUUCGCAAGCCUCUCAAGAAGGAAUAG